Messenger RNA from Fulvia fulva, 1698 nucleotides. RefSeq names its product General amino acid permease AGP2. NCBI's taxonomy places the organism in Eukaryota, Fungi, Ascomycota, Dothideomycetes, Mycosphaerellales, Mycosphaerellaceae. The transcript has 3 exons. Gene Ontology annotation, cellular component: membrane. Gene Ontology annotation, molecular function: amino acid transmembrane transporter activity. Bases 1 to 1698 code for a protein of 565 amino acids. The record is from RefSeq and is a predicted model, not a curated record. Gene Ontology annotation, biological process: amino acid transmembrane transport.
AUGGCUGUCUUUGACAAGUUCCACGAGAAGCCGACCGGCGGCGUCGAGGUCUACUCCGACAGUGGCAUGGAUCUGCAGCAGGGCAUCGUCUCAGAGAACAAGGACGAUCUCCAAAGGCGACUGGGCAACAGACAGAUCCAGCUUCUGGCUAUCGGAGGUUCUAUUGGUACCGCUCUGUUCGUGAGCAUCGGCAGUGGACUUCACCAUGCUGGGCCCGCCGGCCUGUUCAUUGCCUACACCAUCUACAGCUGCUUCUUGGGUCUAGUCAACAACUGCAUAGCUGAAAUGACAACUAUGAUGCCUGUUUCGGGUGGUUUCAUUCGUCUUGCUGGCGAAUGGGUCGAUGAUGCUUUUGGCUUCAUGGCUGGCUGGAAUUUCUUCCUGUAUGAGGCGCUUCUGAUUCCCUUCGAGAUCACGGCCUUGUACACAGUCCUCGAAUUCUGGCGAGACGACAUCCCAGCAGGAGCUGUCAUCGCCGUCGCCAUCGUCCUUUAUGCGAUACUCAACUGCUUGGCUGUCAAGGCCUAUGGUGAAGCUGAGUUCUGGCUGUCCGGCGGCAAGGUCCUCUUGAUCUUCCUCCUGUUCUCUUUCACAUUUGUGACCAUGUGCGGCGGCAACCCAAGAAACGAUGCCUACGGUUUCCGCUACUGGAACACUCCGGGUGCGUUCGCGACCUACCUAUCGACUGGCGAUCUCGGACGGUUCGAAGGUUUCCUCGCCGGCGUGUGGUCUGCCUCCUUUUGCGUCGUCGGCCCGGAGUACAUCUCUAUGGUCGCUGCUGAAGCCAGGCGCCCUCGCAUCUACAUCAAGAAUGCGUUCAAGACGGUCUACUGGCGAUUCGGCCUCUUCUUCAUCGUCGGCUCGCUUGCUGUUGGUGUUCUGAUUCCAUACAACGACCCAACUCUGACCGCCAUCCUGGCUGGCACAAGCGAGGGCGGAGGCACUGCAGCUGCUUCUCCGUAUGUGAUUGCUAUGCAGAACCUCGGUGUCAACGGGCUACCGCACUUUGUCAACGCGCUGCUCGUUACGUCGAUAUUCUCCGCCGGCAACACGUACACCUACUGUGCUACUCGCUCACUGUACGGCCUUGCGCUUGAAGGGCGUGCACCAGGCUUUCUGCGAUAUUGCACCAAAGGUGGUGUGCCAUUGGCAUGCUUCUUGGUCACUAUGUGCUUCCCAUGCCUCGCAUUCCUACAACUGAGCUCUGGAUCCGCCAAGGUCCUGACGUGGCUCGUUAACCUAAUCACUGCUGGCGGCGUGAUCAACUACAUUGUGAUGACCACCACGUACCUAUUUUUCUAUAAUGCCUGCAAGGCACAAGGUCUCGACCGCAGGACUCUCCCAUACACUGGCUGGUUCCAGCCAUACUCUGCUUACCUCGGACUCGUCUGGAUGGUGUGCAUUGUCAUGUGCUACGGCUACUCUUCGUUCAAGCCCUGGUCCGUCGACAGCUUCUUCACAUACUACACCAUGGUGAUUCUUGCGCCAAUUCUGUACUUUGGCUGGAAGUUCGUGAACGGGACCAAGAUUGUCAAGCUGCACGAUGCAGACCUCGUGUGGGAGCGGCCGAUUGUGGACGCGUACGAGGAGACCUUCAUAGACCCUCCAGUUGGCUUCUGGACGGAGAUGGUCCAGAUGAUUGGCAUCAAGCGAACAAAAGGCGGGAAUGACAAGCGGCUUGGAUCUGUGUCUGCAUGA